AGGAAGAAGCCCAGUGUGCCACCAGAGAAGCCAGUGGCCAAGAAACAGAAGCUGAGUGGAGAGAGCUCUAGACCUGGAGCAGGAGGGUCCUCCAAGGCUGCAAACACCAAAACGGAGGAUGGCAUGUUCCAGGUUUGUCAUCUCUGGGUCACAGAUGAUUACAGACACAGAUAAUGCUGUUACACCUACAUGAUCAGACUGUUACAGACGCAGAUAAUGCUGUUACACCUACAUGAUCAGACUGUUACAGACACAGAUAAUGCUGUUACACCUACAUGAUCAGACUGUUACAGACACAGAUAAUGCUGUUACACCUACAUGAUCAGACUGUUACAGACACAGAUAAUGCUGUUACACCUACAUGAUCAGACUGUUACAGACACAGAUAAUGCUGUUACACCUACAUGAUCAGACUGUUACAGACACAGAUAAUGCUGUUACACCUACAUGAUCAGACUUAGAUGUGAUGUCAACACUGUCCCUGCUUAGCAGUAUAUCCCUAUCUAGAGACACUGUCUGUACAGCUGAACGGGGCCCUCUGCCUUCGCAAACACACGGGACUGCCAGCUUGACUAUGUACUAGCCAGUCGCGCCACCGAAAAGCCAGCAAUUUGGCAACGCGAUUUGGAGACGCUUCAAGCUGUGGAGUGAGCACACGGGUCUGAACCGUGUUAGUUACAGACAGUUAGACACGUCUUGAAGAAAAUAGUGUGACUGAUUUGUCUCUGUUUGUGUGUUCCAGAUUGGGAGAAUGCGAUACGUCAGUGUGAGGGAUUUUAAAGGGAAGUGUUUAGUUGACAUCAGAGAGUACUGGACGAACCAGGAUGGUGAAAUGAAGCCUGGCAAAAAAGGUACGUCCCUCACUUCAAAUGGUAGGCUGCUGAGGGUACUGUCAGAUUGUGAUAUCCUGUCUGUGACAGACAUUCAAGGCCUUUAUUACAGUGUCCUAGUCACCCUCUUCUGUCACACCUCUGUGUCUCCGUCUCCGCCUCCGGAUGUUUUGGAUAAAACUAAAAGACUAAUGUAUUUUAUUGUGGCUGUUUUAUUAAAGUGUAUUUUUGUCGAUUUUUGUUUCCAGGUAUCUCCUUAAACCCGGAGCAGUGGACCCAGCUCAAGGACCAGAUGUCAGAGAUCGACGACGCGAUCAAGAGAAUAUGA
Messenger RNA from Coregonus sp. 'balchen', 1158 nucleotides. NCBI's taxonomy places the organism in Eukaryota, Metazoa, Chordata, Actinopteri, Salmoniformes, Salmonidae. The record is from the annotation of a GenBank genome assembly.